Molecule: messenger RNA, 543 nt
Organism: Dentiscutata heterogama
Lineage: Eukaryota; Fungi; Glomeromycota; Glomeromycetes; Diversisporales; Gigasporaceae
Source: the annotation of a GenBank genome assembly
AUGUCAUUAUCCUCAACCUGCAUCGGUAACACCGAAAAUGAAGAAGCCAACAUAAUUAACCUGGUCUACAACUUUGACUGGUCAUCGACUUCUCUUGGUCCUAUGGACUCAUGGGAACCUGUAAUAAAAACUGUUAUGGGCGUGUGCCUCAGAUCUACAUUUCCCAUCUGUCUCCAUAUCGGUCCGCCAGAAUGGAUCUUACUAUAUAAUAAAGGAUUUUCAGAUAUAUUAAAAACGAGACAUCCGUUUGCUUUAGGAAAAUCAACCAAGGAAGUUUGGCCUGAAAUAUGCGAGAUUGUUAUUUCACAACUUGAAGAAGUAAGAAAAUCAGGAAAAGGAAUGUUUAAAAAAGACGAAUAUUUUGAACUAGAACGUGAUGGGUAUAAAGAAGAAUCUUAUUUUAAUUAUACAUUUAGUCCGAUUUUCAAAUCGGAUGGCACAGUUUGGGCUAUAAUGAAUAUGGCACAAGAAACUACUCAAAGAGUUUUAAAUGCUAGAAGGUUAAAAGUACUAAGCGAAUUUGGAAAUCGAACUUCUGAUUGA